GGGGAAAAAAACCCUCACAAGGCGUCCUGUUGUCAGGGUAGUUUGGAAUUAUUAAAAAGUUUCCCGUUUGUAAACAUGAAUGCCAAGUAGAAUAUUUCUCUCGUUUGAACAUGGCUUCAUUAUUUGAGGGGGUAACAUUAUCAGGUAGAUGGGUAUGGAAAGAUGACCCGACCAAACCUGGCCUAGAAUUUAAUAGUAACAAUCCAAAUGCAGAAAGACAAGACAAAAGAAGGAGAGGGAGAGGUGUGGAUGGAAGAGGAAGAGGAGACAGAGUUUCAUCAGGAGCACAAAGGGGUGGAGUAUUUGGCAGAGGCAGAGGAGCCACCUCUAAAAUUCUAAACAAAUGGGCACCGAAUAAAAAAGAUCAAACAGAGCAUUCAGCGGUAACAUUGGAGGACAUUAAAACUGUUACUUUUGAAAGAAUGAGUGAAGUUCAUGCCAUACCUGAAGAAUUUCAUAGUCUCUUUGGAAGAGAACAAUUCAAUAUAUUUCUGCUGUACCUCAUGAGCUACUUUAACUGUUACUUCAAUAAACUCAAUUUGGAGACUAAGAAAAACCCAAUGUACAUUGAACCAAGUAUAUCUGAGAAGUUGGACUAUGCCAAUGCUUGUGAUCGUCUAAAUGUUGCCCAAAUGUUGUUGGGUAGAUCUUACUGUAUCCUUGUUCUGGGCCUUGGAUUGCAGGACCAGCAUCACAUGGAGUGUGGCAGAUCCAGAGUUUCUAAAACAUAUACAGAUCGCUCUCUUUAUGAGACAUUUUACAGGUUUUGUACAUUUCUUGUGUGGAUAACAUUUCGGAGAAGAGAUUAUGAUGCAAUAGAGAAAGAAAUAGGAAGGAUACUGAGGUCUAACACUUUUAACCCAGCGAUACGAGUAAAAUAUUCUGCUGCUGAACCUAAAGAGCCAGACCCAACCAAAGCACAGAAAAAGGAAGAGGAAAAAAAGGAAGAAGAAAAGAAAAAGUUAUAUGAAUUAGAAAAAAUAACUCCUGCAGAAUACAGGAGACUUCAUCCAAAACGACCUGCAAUCAAGACUAUUGUCAAUCAAAGAUCUCCGGCUAUUGUGUCCAUUAUCCCAUCUCCAAGGGAAGAAGCUGCUUGGCUUUUUAAAAAAACACAGCCGCAAAAUAAGGAUCAAAAUAAAAGUCAUGAUGAGGCAAGAAAUGUUGAAGAACAGUAUUCAGAUUUGAUAAUUGAUGUUAACACUUUCAAAGUUGGCAUUCUGGGAGAACCUUACAAGAUGUUUAACCCUCUGACACUGUCACCAAUAGGAACAGAGAAUGAGGAGGAAACAAAUGAUGCUGGAGAAAAAGAACUCUCAGAAGACUCAGUAUCAGAGCAGAAGAGCCCAAUGUCAGAGAGAGGGCUGAGUAGACAACAAACAGCAAUAUCUCAUGCCACUACAGAAGCCAUGACUGAUGAUGAAUCGUAACACUGAUAGCGCAAGAAUAAGGAUGACAGAAACAUUUGUUUUUUUCCCCUAACCUCGUCAUUUUGUUUGAAACUUUAUUGUUAAUUUACCUUGAAGUGUAUGGUAGCCUAUGUGAAAAUGUAAUGUUUAUUACAAUUCUUUAAAAAAAAUCAUUUUAGUUUUUAAUACUGUGAUAAAAUCAAUUCAGAAUUUAUGGUAAUAGUUUACUUUUCAAAGUAUAUUAUUUUAGAAUCCUUAAAUAUAACUAUAUGUGAAUGUUAUUUUAUAUGUUUAGAUAUAGGCCUACAGUACAUGCUCUCCUCUUUUUACAAAGGAAUUAAAUUCUGAAGUACUGUUCUUAU
Biomphalaria glabrata is the source of this 1771-nucleotide messenger RNA. Its product is annotated as protein phosphatase 1 regulatory subunit 36-like. The record is from RefSeq and is a predicted model, not a curated record. Gene Ontology annotation, biological process: negative regulation of phosphatase activity. The transcript has 17 exons. Gene Ontology annotation, molecular function: phosphatase binding. NCBI's taxonomy places the organism in Eukaryota, Metazoa, Mollusca, Gastropoda, Planorbidae. The coding region runs from base 111 to 1430 and encodes 439 amino acids.